Cydia strobilella is the source of this 1389-nucleotide messenger RNA. Its product is annotated as CYFIP-related Rac1 interactor B. Bases 273 to 1259 code for a protein of 328 amino acids. Lineage: Eukaryota; Metazoa; Arthropoda; Insecta; Lepidoptera; Tortricidae. The transcript has 4 exons. Gene Ontology annotation, molecular function: small GTPase binding. Gene Ontology annotation, biological process: regulation of actin filament polymerization. The record is from RefSeq and is a predicted model, not a curated record.
GAGGACGGUGGUUCGUUUCGUUUGUCGCAGUCGGGCUGGGCUGGGUCGCUGUGUGCGGUGUUCGUGUAGUAUUUGGGCGUGUUAAAAUAUAUUUUGAUAAAUCGAAGAACGGUGAAUUUUGUAUAAAAACGUUACAUAAUAAAACAAAGAAUAAAAGUGUAUCAUUUAAAAACAGAAGUGCUCUUCCUAGAACAGUUAUCAUAGGCGAUGAUACCUUUGCCACCGAUGAGUAAUAUUUAAUUGUACAGUGAAUUAUUUUUAUAUAAACAAAAAUGGGGAAGUUGUUGAGUCUUUUGGCCCGUGACGACUCGAAUUGCUGUUCGUCGCCGCGCUACGAUAUCUUUUUGGAUUUCGAGAACGCUGCGCCCACGGAAACGGAGAAGGAAGUGUACGAGGAAGUUCAGAGAGUUUUGUUGGAGUCGGAGAAGAUUUUGGAGGAGAUACAGUGUUAUAAGGGAGCUGGGAAGGAGAUACGGGAGGCUAUAGCGGAUCCGUCGCGGAUAUCUCAGGAGCGAGCCUGGCGCGCAGUCAAGCCGCUGGUGGAUAAGCUGCUGCGAUGCUACAACCACUCUGUGGAGCUACAGCGGGUAGUGCCGCGGUUAUUGGGCUCGCUGGUCGGCGGAGCCAUGAGCCCGACACAACAUCUCGAGCAGCAACAGGCACUCGUCAAGCAGUUCGCUGAAAUACUCGAGUUCGUGCUCAAGUUCGACGAAUACAAGAUGAAAACGCCAGCGAUCCAAAACGACUUCAGCUACUACCGGCGCAGUGUCUCACGAGGCGGCCUGAUCAACCCAGACCUGCCUCCCGACGAAUCCAACAUCAGCGCAGAAAUCGCAAAUCGCAUGUCGCUUUUCUACGCUCAAGCCACGCCUAUGCUCAAAGUGUUGUCAGAGGCUACCAGUCAGUUUGUGAACGACAAUCAACAGGAUUUAGAAAACACCACGGAGACGCUCAGCACAAUGGCUAAGGUGUGCUUAAGGAUGUUAGAAAACCCAAAACUCGUCGCUCAGUUCAGCCGCGAAGAAACGUCGCUCCUAGUACUCCGCGUCAUGGUCGGCCUAAUCAUCCUCUACGACUGGGUCCACCCCGCCGGCGCGUUCUGCCGCUCCUCCUCAGUCGACGUCAAAGGCUGCGUCAAGUUCCUACAACAGCAGACCCCGGCCAAGGCGGAGCCUCUGCUUAAUGCACUCAGGUAUACCACCAAACAUCUGAACCACCAGACGACGCCGAAGAAUAUCAAGACGCUGCUAGCGGCGUGAGGUCAGCAUUCCAGCCUUGCAUGUUGCUGUGGGGAAUGAAUCGACAAUAAAUUAGGGGAUUUCUCAUCGGCGCAUUUACGUUGCUGUAGUGUAUAGCUGCGUUUCUCGUUCACACACUACUGUCAUUGAC